UAACAGACAGGGGGAGUGGGCGGGGCUUCUUCCUCUGCGGCAGCCGGCGAAAGAGGCCGAGAGGGGCCGCCGGGCGGAGGAGGAGGAGGAGGAAGAAGGGGUGUGCCAAAAUGCUUUCAGAUUCUUGAAUGACUGCGAAGCGGCAGACUUUGGAGGCAAAGCCAUCCUAAGGACCGAGGGGGGAGCUGCAGCGGAUCCGGGGCCAAUGCAGCAGCAAAAAAGGCAGCCAGAGUUAGUGGAAGGAAACCUUCCCAUCUUUGUGUUUCCCACCGAGCUUAUAUUUUAUGCCGACGACCAGUCAACGCACAAACAGGUGUUGACUCUCUAUAAUCCCUAUGAAUUUGCCUUAAAGUUCAAAGUUCUUUGUACAACUCCAAAUAAAUAUGCUGUCGUGGACGCCGCAGGUGCAGUGAAGCCUCAGUGCUGCGUCGAUAUCGUGAUCCGUCACCGAGACGUCCGGCCGUGUCAUUAUGGCAUGAUCGACAAAUUCCGGCUCCAGGUCUCUGAGCAAAGCCAGCGGAAAGCCUUGGGGAGAAAAGAAGUCAUUGCCACUCUGCUGCCCACAGCGAAGGAGCAGCAACAGAAGGAGGAGGAGGAGAAGCGGAUCAAAGAGCACCUGACGGAAAGCGUCUUCUUUGAGCAGGCCUUGUGUGCACCAGAGAGCAGAAUUGCCUCGUCGGGGCCGAGUUUACUCACCGUCUUCCUGGGAAUCGUCUGCAUCGCUGCCCUCAUGCUUCCCACAUUGGGAGAAAUGGAUUCCUUGGUGCCUCUCUACCUCCAUUUAAGUGUAAAUCAGAAGCUUGUUGCUGCUUAUGUGUUAGGUCUCAUCACCAUGGUCAUCCUGAGAACAUGAGUGCUGAUGGAAUUGGAUGUCGAGACCCCUUGUCUGUUGUCUUUUUAAGACUGCGUUAUAAACUCACAUCAUGAAUGUGGACCGCCUUUUGACGCCCAACUGGUUCGUUAACAGCAAAAAAACAAAAAUACCAGAUCCAGUGAUUUACAGUAUCUUUUAACUAUUUUUGACUGUUUUAACUAUGUUUGACUGAAGAAGAAAAUAAGAGACUCGAGGGGCUUGGAGGGGCUUCCGCUUGAGAUGGCUACGAAUCAUUCUUCCACGAUGAAACGCAUCAGGAGAAAUUUUUAUAUCUAUGCCGACUGUAUAAAAAAAACCUUAUUAAAAUAGUUUGUGUUUUUA
Messenger RNA from Anolis sagrei ordinatus, 1195 nucleotides. It is a transcript of the gene MOSPD1, whose product is annotated as motile sperm domain containing 1. Gene Ontology annotation, cellular component: cytoplasm. The record is from RefSeq and is a predicted model, not a curated record. Lineage: Eukaryota; Metazoa; Chordata; Lepidosauria; Squamata; Anolidae.